AUGCAGGAGUCUCCGGGUGCCGUGGGUGUGGACGGCAGCUACGCCAGUAACGUCCCAGCCUUCCUCACCAAGCUGUGGACCCUGGUGGAGGAUCCAGAUACCAAUCAUCUCAUCUGCUGGAGCGCUUCUGGGACCAGUUUCCACGUCUUUGACCAGGGACGCUUUGCCAAGGAAGUCCUGCCAAAGUACUUUAAACACAAUAAUAUGGCGAGCUUUGUUCGACAGCUCAACAUGUAUGGUUUCCGUAAGGUGGUGAACAUUGAGCAGAGCGGCCUAGUGAAGCCUGAAAGAGACGACACAGAGUUCCAACAUCUGUAUUUCCUCCAAGGACAUGAACACAUGCUGGAACACAUCAAGAGAAAGGUGUCCAUCGUGAAGAGUGAGGAGACCAAAGUGCGUCAGGAGGACCUCAGUAAGCUGCUCUACGAAGUCCAGCUUCUCAGAACACAGCAGGACAACAUGGAGUGUCAGAUGCAGGAUAUGAAGCAGCAGAAUGAGGUGCUGUGGAGAGAGGUGGUCUUACUGAGACAGAAUCACACGCAGCAACAGAAAGUCAUGAACAAGCUGAUUCAGUUUCUGUUCAGCCAGAUGCAGUCCAACACACCCAGCACUGUGGGCCUAAAGAGAAAGCUGCCCCUGAUGUUGGACGAUGGCUCUCCAAGUCCUCCGGCCUCCAAGUUCAGCCAUAGUCACCCAAUGGAGCCCAUGCAUGAGCCCUUCUACAUCCAGUCGCCAUCCAGUGAUAUUGCCUCUUGCUCUAGUAGUGGGCUGACAGGAGGACCGAUUAUAUCCGAUGUAACUGACAUGUCUCAGGCCAGUAUGGCCCUCCAGAUGCAGCCUGAUGAUACCAGGGAUAAGUGCAUGAUGCUUAUCAAAGAAGAGCCUGUGAGUCCAGGAGUGAGAGGAGGAGGGAAAGGAGGCAGUGCAGGGGGAGGAGAAGCCGUAGUGUUGGCCUCCUCCUGUGAGGUGUGCUCUUCAGAGCCACCUGUCCUCCCUGUCGCAAUGGUCCAGUCGGUUCUGGAGGGGAGGGGCUCUGUGGCCUCGGCGGUAGAGAGGAGGAGUAAGAGACCGACCCUGGACAGGGUGGAAGUUUCAGAUGCAGUGGAGAAUGUGGAUAUGAGCCUGGAGGAGCUGCAGCAGUUGCUGCUCAGGAGCCAUCAGCAGAGCACUGUGGAAGCUGGCACCAGCGCUGUUUUGGAUCCCUUCAGUUUAAGCCUUCCUCUGACUGAGUGGAACUUCACAGAGAUGGAGUCCAACCUCAAAUCAUACAUGUUCCAGAACCAGGAAGUGGAGGCUUUUCAAGCUUCUGGCUGUGAGGAGCAGUAAUCCAUGUGUGCUGUGGACUGUCUUUUCUCAAAUGGAAGGCACAGAAGCUGAUGUUCUCCUCAUUAUUCCACUCUGCAUGGGUUUGAACACACGGCUGCUGCGUACACGUGGCUUUCUUUGCUUCCUUCUAUCUUUCUUUUCUUUUUUUCUUUCCAUUCGCAGACCUACAAGAUGCAGCAAUGAAAAAGCCUCAAACCUAUCAGCCAGCAGCUGUAUGAGCAUGACCGCUUCUUGCAUGAGAGGAGACGCUGGUCAGAGUUUACUAAAGUUACCCAAACAGACAAGUGUGGUCUGACACGAAUAUAGCGAGACUCUAAUAUUAAGCCAACUGGAUACAGACAGGGCAUUAUUGGCUCUAGGCACUUUAGUCUUUGUGUGAGAGGGAGUUCCUGCUUGUGGAAGUGACUUUUUCUUCCUCUACUGUAUAAAGAAUCUUAUACCGAUGUACAAAUGAAUAUUUUUAUGAACUUAUCCUUUUUAAAAUUUGUAUCCAAGAGAAAACUUUGGCGAAGAAGUCGCUUCGAAAAACCUUUUGGAGUGCAAUGAAGCACACUGUAUAAUACACGUUCUGUUUAUUUCAGUCUGUGUAAGGGUGUUGACCAUUUAAGAGAUCCUCAAUUAUUUCAUGAUAAAUAUGUUGCGAUGGAUCUGAGGUGAUUUAAAAGCCUUCUGUGAUAGCAAAGGUUCUUCUUGCCACUCUUGUAUCUAAAACGUUAAGAAACCUUUAGUUGUUUUAAAGCAUAUUAAGAUAGGAGGUUUAAUCUAAUGUAUCUUUGCAUAGGCCUGACAUGUAGCUCGAGACUUGGUUACUUCUCUUCUGUCCAUUUAAAUGUGAAGUUUAAAAGAAAUAUUAAAAGAUAGACUUCUCAUUUGACAAAACCAUGAACACCACUGCAUUUUUGCACAAUCUGUAUCACUAGUUAUAUAUAGUCAUGACAACAGGUCAUUUAUUUUGUGUUUGUAGAUGACCAACACUUUGUCGCUCUACACAUGCCUGUCUGAGAGAGAUAGUGGCCUCAAUAACAGGGUUCUUGAAAACUUGAAGGCACAUUUUAGUCCCCGAGACAAGAUGUCUCUGAAUGUUACUCCAGUUUUUAUUUGAAAACAAAGGCCACACUUUUAGUCGAUACUUGAGUGUGCAUGGAACAUAAAACCACUGAUAGAAAAAUCAUGACAGCUACUUUUCAUACUUUGUAGAAAGAAGAACGCUCACCUGUCUAGGAGCCAAUCUCUAAAGAGAUUUAUGAUUAUGAUUGACUGUGUUUCAUUAUAUGGUGGGUUGGUUAUUUGAGAUUUUAAUCUGUUAUAGAACCAUGAAUACCUGCUUUAGGACUGCAUAAUAAUUCUCAGGAUUAUUUAAGAUAAUCAAUAAACAUUCAAUGUAAAAUAUUUGUUCACUACACUGGUUGCAGGCAACAGUUUAGAGGUUAAUUUAUUUGAAAUAUUGGAAAAAUCCUGGUGAUGAGUUGAAUCGUGCAAUACUGAACAGAACUGUGAGAACUCACAACAUUGCAAUACAUGGAUGACCAUAGGAAUGUAGGAAACAGCAGCUGUGAGUGGCGGACUGCAACACACCCUGGUAAGAUGUGCUGCAGAAGGAUAAUGUCAAACUAAAGCGUCAACCUGUAGUUUCAGUUUUGGGGAGGCAAUGCUACAGGAGCUACACUGUAACACCUUAUUGCAACUUUAAAUCCUGCUUUCCAAAUGCACAUAAUAGCUGGACACAUUGUCCCCUUUGUGAAUUUAAAGCAGAGCAAAAAGAUUUGAACAAACUGACCCGCAACGUCAUCGUCAAAGCUACAGGCCGAUGCUAGAAAGGCUAAAACUCAGGGUAGCGAUUCGCAUUAGCCUUUUGAGAAGGGCAUCGCAUUUUCUCCAUCAUGUACCUUUGAAACUGUGUAUUACUACCACCACUUAUAAUUAUGACUCCAAUUGCUAAAUGUUAGAAAAUUAAUUCCUCUGACUUAGACAUGACAACACUUUAGGUUUUUUAUGUCUGCAUUAAGUUAUGAAUAUGCGCUACGGAAGACGAUCUCGUGGCUGUGUUCCUAUUUAGUUCAAUUUACCGAGACGUUACGUUGGAUUUGUCAAAUUAAAAAGCUAAUGCAAGCUGCUCCCUGCAGGUUCACAUUUCUUUGUGGCAGAGCCUCUCCUUCUCAGGGCGCACAAACAAUCUGUGGUGUAGAACAAGUGUAAUUGCACUAAAUCCCAGUUGUAUGAUAUUUGAUAGUAUACAGUACAUUUUAGACAUAGCAUUUAUGCUUGUUCCUCAAUAUGAGUGUUAAUGAUUUCUUUUCCCCGAGGAGUGAUGAAUACACACAUUCAGUUGCUUGUGUGUUCUUAAUUUAUUCUGUUUUCAAUUUUUAACAUUUGCACUGGAAAUGAAUGGAUGUGUGUUCAAAUGACAUGUGUGCUUGUCAGGAUUGCAGAUAGAUGAUAAGAUUAAUACAUAUACAAUAAACAAAAAAAACUGA
Molecule: messenger RNA, 3800 nt
Organism: Pseudoliparis swirei
Lineage: Eukaryota; Metazoa; Chordata; Actinopteri; Perciformes; Liparidae
Gene: hsf4
Product: heat shock transcription factor 4
Exons: 13
Coding region: 1-1326 (441 amino acids)
Biological process (GO): regulation of DNA-templated transcription
Molecular function (GO): DNA-binding transcription factor activity; sequence-specific DNA binding
Source: RefSeq, a predicted model, not a curated record